Messenger RNA from Porites evermanni, 11578 nucleotides. Lineage: Eukaryota; Metazoa; Cnidaria; Anthozoa; Scleractinia; Poritidae. The record is from the annotation of a GenBank genome assembly.
AUGCUUAUAACGUUCAAAACGCUUCAACAACAGACUUUUAAGUUAGAAAUCGACGACACUGCAACGGUAGGUACCAAAUUAACAAAUCUGAAGGGUCUUUCGAUCUGCACUUGUAUUCUCUAUGGAUAAGAGUUACGUCAUGAUCUUUUAACCACCAAAUUCCCCAUCGUGCUACCAAGGAACAUAGACUUUCUUUCAUAUCGUGUAAUGUACGUUUUUGUAUGUGUGUAAAAUUAUGCGAGGAUUUUUCACUUAAAAUGUCCUUCCGGCGUCACGCGUUUAAAAAUUUGUUACAGCCUAAGAAUCAUCUGUAUCACUCCGUUCUUCAAAGCACCUUUAAUGAUAAGUGGUUUUCUGUAUAUCUACCCCGUUGGCGUCUAAAUUAAAGAGUAUUUAUAUUUUACUUGUAUCUACAUUUGAAUAAAGUUCUAUUUCCAGCGAUUAAAAAUAUCAAAGAUAUAUGGUUCUAAGCUUUAUACAUCUGUAAUCAUCUUCCUAUUUUCACAUGUUUUUGUCGUAACAGUUUAUUUGUUCUCUUUUUAUUUUUGUGUUCCCCGAAUAUUUCAUUAUUAUUUUCAUCGAUUAUAUUUCUCUUUUUUGUUUAAACGAAUAUUUAAUUCCUGCAAAGGAUGUAUUUAAAGAAGUGUUAUUGUUCAUUUAUGUCUUGGCAUGCAUGUACACUGCUUACAGUGUGUAGAAGAAUGUGUAUAGCCUAGAUUACUCUAUCAGCUGAAUGAAAUAACUGGGGACCGCUGAUUAUGAAACAUUAAUUAUGUGGUCAUGAAUAAAGGGUAAAAAACAAGGAUCUGUAAUUUGUAGUAUGAACUGAGAGGGUAAGAGAUGUGCGCUAUAUGACUUUCUAGCUGUGGAACAGGAAAUAGGGUGGUUGGAAAAGUAAUUUGCUUGCCUUAAAAACUUUGAUUUUAUAUAUAAUUAAGCAAACAAAAGUGCAUUAAAUAGCUUAACAAAAUAUAACUAAACUAAACAUUUGUGGCUUUUUCAUCAAAACAGAGGCACUUGUCAAAAGAAAAGGAACGAUCUUUUCCAUGACUUAUUUUUAACACAUGCAGUAACUUAUGGACUGAAAAUUUUCUUCUUAGAACAAGGAAAGACUUACAAUUUUAGUCAUAUGAUUAAUAAAUUAACUUGUUGACCUUGUGUGGUUAUGUUUUUAGACCAGGUUCAUGUUUGCUGGCAAGUGCCCAAAAUUCAAAGAAAAAUUAACAAUGAGCUGAAAAAAUAUUAAUUAUUAUAAAUAUGUAUUUUAGUUCAUUUGUAAUUCUUUUUGAUCAAUAAACUGAAAAAAAGAAACAUGGUACUUGUAGUGUGUAAAGGUACCAUCCAGGGGCCAAGUUGUUUGAAGCCCGGUGAGUGGUAAUCUUGGAACAAACAGAGCCCACAAAUUGUCAUUGUAAUGAACCCUGGCAGGGUGCAAAGAAAGUCAGUUUUACAGCCUUCCAUUCGGGCAAGCUGUAGCAAGCAUGUACUAGCCCACAAGUCAUUUCCACUAGCCCCAAAACCCUUUUUGAUACGCAGGAUUGAUUACAAUCUUUCUGUAAUUUAAAUUCCCCAAAAAACAGCAGUUGCCCGUUGGGCAAGUUAAGAACAAAAAUCACUAGCCCGAUAGCAAAAUCCACUAGCCCCGGGCUAUCGGACACAACUUUCUUUGCACGCUGCCUGGAUUUGCACUAAUCGUCUGUCAAACAACUUGGCCCUGUUGGUUUUAUUUGAGUGGUAGGUGAUACCGUGAAGUAUCGGAAAGGUUUGCAAUAAUAAUUAUGUUGUGUCAUACAGAUGUCAUCAGAUGAAUGUUUGAUAAGGGUCCAUGUCACCAUAAUCCCAACGAAUGUUUUUAAUGUUUUUUACAGGUUGCAGACCUGAAAAAUAAACUCGAGUCAGAGAAAGGUGAAGAUGCUUACCCUAAAAGUGCUGUCAAACUUAUAUAUGCUGGUAAGUAGAACAAAAUAACACAUUUACAGAGUGAUUUAAACAAACUGUCUUCAUUCUGAGCUCUGUGGCCACUGUCAAAAAACGUAAAAAGAUUGUAUUACACUAACUUAGACUAGUACAAAGGUGAAAAGUAAAUGGAAUUCUUAUUAAAAAGAUUUUUCCAAUUAUAAUCGAUGAGCAAUUGGGUGGGUCAAUCGCAUUGAUUCUGAUGAUCCGUUAUGAAAUCUCAGCAGAUUUUCAACACUCCUUGCACCUAACUUGACUUGACUUGUGUGUGACUGUGUUACAUCUUACCGCACUUCAUUCACAAAUCAAGAGUUCACUUUCUGGCCCAUUUCUGUCUAACUUCUAUAGUGAGCAGUACACAUGAGUUUCCAGUGUUUGAGAGUUGUUCAGCCUCAGUCAACUGCUGUUAUGUGGGAUUCUAUAAGACUUUAUCCUUACUCUAUGACUCUGUUUUAGGAAAAAUAUUGAAUGAUGAUCAGCCGUUAUCAGAGUACAAAAUAGAUGAAAAAGGAUUUGUUGUUGUCAUGGUCACAAAGGUAAAAAAGUUUUAUUGUUACAGUGAAAUUUCUCCUUUGGGACACCUCUUUUGAAAGGACACCUCCAUUCAUGGGACGCAAAAUUUGGUCUGGAAAAAUGCUCACGUAAUCUCUGUAUCUGUUACCUCUGUUGAAGUGACACCUCUGUUCAGGGGAAAGAGACACUUUUUCUGGGUCCCAAAACAUGGCCUUAACUGCUAUUCAGGGGACAAAAAAGUUACUGGCCACAAAAAGUGUUGAUAAGUUUUAUUGUACAGUAGUCACGAUGACAAUAGCUUUAACAACAUGAACUAUCUCACUUAAAUCGAUGUACUGUACUUGUGGAAAUUCAAUACACAAUAUUACAGAGAUAAAUUAAUCAUGAUUUUUUUUAUAGAUUAUUUGGCUGCUUGAAAUACUGACUACAGCAGAUUCCAAAGCAGAAUAGAAGAAAAAUAUUUUAUUUGUUGGUUGAUAACAAACAAUAAGAAACCUCAGCCCAACCUCCGUUCAGGGGACACUUUCCUUGGUCCCGAGGAGGUCCCCUGAAUAGAGGGUCCACUGUGGUAGCAGGGCUGUGCUCAAGCCUAGCCCAAUGGCCCCUGACGCCCAACUUUUGCCUUUGGGCGACUAGUAAAUCUUAUAUUUUCAUACAAAUCAUAUGCUGGGCAAUCCUAGAUUUUAGAAGCUCAGACCACUGGGUUUUCUUCUUAUUGUCCUUAGAGCACAGCCUUGUUAAUAGUGAAAACAAAAUCAGGGAUAAGAGAAAGGCAAAACACUAAUGAUAUUGCCAGGCUUUUGUUAUUUUGAAAGUCCUCUACAAUGAUGAAGACAAACUUCUAUUCCUGAAAAUAUACAUGUAUCAUUAUCUUUUUCUGAUAACAAUGUUUGUCUCUUUGUUUUGUAGCCUAAACCUGCCCCAGCUCCAGCCCCAAGUCCACCUGUAUCCACUCCCCAGGUGAAAAACAUAACAAGCAUCCAUACUGUUAAGUGAUAUAUGUAAUGAAUACACCAGGACUUUGAUGGGGUCCCCGUAAAAACUCAUUCUACGUACCCCUUUUGUUGGGGUGUCUCUCCAACUUGGUCAUCUAUGGUGUAGGUGUAUGUUGUGGUUCAGUUUUAUCCUUGGUUUAAAUUUUAUUUUCCUUUGUUUUUGGGUAUGGUAAUGUGCAUGUAUGACAAUGCAUUUGAAACAAAGAAAAAUUUAAACCAAGGAUGGAAUUGAACCAUAACAAGUACACUGUACAUUUCAGCUACAUGUAUGAUGUGGGUUUUCAUGUUUCUUCUCAAGUGGCUUCCUAAAUCUUUUUUUUUUGUCAAUUUCUGGGCAUCCUGGAUUUUGUACGCUUUGGGCUCUCAAUAAUUUUUUCCUCUUGGUGAUCAAUGCUUCCAGAACUCCUCCCCCCAAAUUCCAUUAAAGAAAAACAAAGGUUUUGGUACACUUUUAUGUCAACUGUUCCAAAAUAAAGUUACUAGUGAAAAGGUGUUUUCAAUUUGAGGUUGUGUAAAGAGAUAUUAAUUGAUUAACUGUUGAACAUUUGACAACACCGACUACAAGAAGUUUUGUAGCCAACACCUGUAGCAGCAACAGACAGUUCAUCAAGAUCUACUGAUGAUACAAAGUCUGAAAGGUAAGAUAUCAGGGAGGGCUCUGUUAGCUGGCCUGUUUCUCCUCCCACUUGGGCAAUAAGUACAAUGAAACCUAUAUUAAGCAGACAACUAGUUUUAACAACAACAACCAACCAACCAUUUUAUUUGCCAAGUUAAAAAAAAAUGUUUACAAGAACAGGACAAAUUAAAGUAGAUCAGGCAAAAAAACUACCUAGAAUUGCAAAAACUAAACAAGCUAAGUAGAUACAAUACUCAAAUUGCAUUCUAUCGGGUUGUGACACAGAGAAGGUAAAGAGUAAAAUAAAUUAAAUUUAGGAGGAUAAAAAUAAAUUAAAUUUGAUGAAAAUAAUUAUUAUAUUAAUAAAUAAACAAGUAAUGGUCCACCUAAGAACUCCUGCAGAAAACAGCACAUGUAGGCAGCGGCAAUGCAAGGCAAUUUUUUCUUGUGGUGAGCCAAUGUGUGAAUAAGCUCCAAAUGAGCUUUCUGAUCGGGUAAAACACUAAUUGGUGUUUCCUUUUACCACAGACUUUGCUCCAUUUUUCUCUUGAAUGAGGUGUAGAAAUGGAACCCAUUACUAAUAGACUUACAUCCCAUCCAGGGGGGAGUAGCAGUGCUCCUACUUUGUAGCUGCCGUUAAUAGGGAAGUGCUCUUGCAGCAUCAGCCCCAGUUGCUGGUAGUGCACCUUUUUUAAGGUUUCUCUAAGAGCAGAGCCCUGCUAAUAGUCUUAUUGUAGCAUACUUUUAGGAAAAACUGAUUAUUUUGCACUUGGCAUUUUCAUUCCUAGUACUGAUGCUACACCUACCACUGCCGAAGAACCUGCCUCCACACCGACAGAAGCAGUGUCGACUUCGGAUCAGCAGUCAUUUACACAGCAAGCUGAGUCUACGCUUGGUAGGUGGAACUUUCUGUGGUUUUUACAGUUGUAGGUUUUAAAAGUGUUAAUUUGUGUUAGAGUUUUCUUAUCUUACCUUAGAGUUAGAAAAACUGAUAUUGAUUAUUUUGUCAAAUAAUUAUGUUAUUGAUAAUAGUUCACAUCAUUUUUUACUACCCAAAACAGGGGAAUAGUACCCAUGAUAAUUUCUAUUUCCACAUUCAAGUUUUAAAAAUAAGACAUGUUGAAUAAUGGUCAUACACAGCACAAAAUGUAUCUUGUAUUAGUUCUUUAGUUAAAAAAAGUGCCAUAAAGAUGGUCUGUAGCUUUGCAAAGGAUAAAAACUUUUGCCACAUGCAUCAGCUUGAGCUGGUAUACCUGAAACUUCCAAUUUAUUAUACCCCACCCACUUGUAAGCCUCCUUGUAUUUACAAGUCCAGGGCUUAUAAUUGGAUGUUUACAGUAUUUGUUCAUUGUUGUGCAGAUACAAGGCCAAACACGUAGAGAAUGUAUUAUUCCUUUUAGUGAAAAUGCUUUUGCAUAUAGAGUGGUUAGUGUCUUAAGUGUACAUGUAUUGCAUUCCUUUUUUCAGUUACUGGUGCUGCAUAUGAAACCAUGGUUACGGAGUUAUGUAGUUUGGGAUUUGAAAGAGACCAGGUAAGAUUUGACUACACACAAAGCUAGCUGUUUUGGUUUGAGUAAAUCGUACUUUACAAUAACAGUGAUUGUCAUUUGCUGUCUCAUUGGCAUGUGGUAAUAAUUGUUAUUUUCUGAUUAUGUGUCCUUAAAAAUAGCUCUGUAAGUAUUGAAAUAUCAUAGCCAAAUUAUGCAGACUGAGCGCAAUAUACCAAAGUUUUAGAUUCUCUAUAACAUUAUUUUGUUUUCUUUAGGUUGUACGAGCUUUACAAGCUAGUUUCAACAAUCCAGACAGAGCCGCUGAAUACCUAAUGACUGUGAGUUUCUUUUAGUAUAACACUAAUUAAAUACUAACAAUAACCAAACAUUGGUGAGUACACAAACACUCUUGCUCUAACAUACAUACAUACUUACAAACAUACAUAGAUACACUUUCUUAGGACUCCUCUACAACUGUAUACGGGGCUAUUCUGUCAUAAUAUACAAUAAUAAAAAAAUAUGCAACAAAAUUACAAUGGAGCAAAAAUAUUUACAUGUGUUACGAAAAGAAAUAUUUACGUGAGUUAUACAGUUAUUAUGUAUUAGUUAUUUGGUAGUAGUUAUUAGUCAGGUAAAAGUUAAACUUUUACCUAAGUUUCAUGUGAUAGAAGGUCAAAACACAUGUGAUCAGAUUAUGAGUGAUAGAAGUGCCAAACACGUGUGAUGAGACUGUGUUCUAUGCAUUCCAUUCUUUGUUAGUGGAAGUCCCAGCAAGUGCUGGCUACAUACCUGGCAUGCAUGCAUAAUAGCAACCUGACGUUUAGGAUUGCAAGCUCUUAUGAAUACUUAAUUUAGUGUUUUGGUCAAUACUAAACUUACGUGGUCACUUAGAGUGCGGAUGAGUGAAAUGUUUUUUAACACCUGAAGGGAAAUUUUGUAUCCGCACGCAGCCAUGUAAUACCCUCUAUAAUUUAUAUUAAUUUUGUGUUUUGCUUAGGGGAUACCUGAUUUGCCGGCAGAGCCCCAAGCUCCAACUGAACAUAGUGAAUCACAGGGUCAAGGAGAAGGAGAGGCAGCCCCAGCAUCAGCAGGUCUACUUACUGUGUUCAUUUACCAUGAAAAAAUUAAAAUUAACAGCGAACAGGAGCAUUCUCGACUUUAUUAAAAUAUUAUUUGCAUUGGAAAAAUAAUAUCAACAAGUGCCUGAUCUACAGGCAGCAGUGCUUAAUCCAGACAGAUAAGUCAGUCAGUUAGUAUAGACCUUUUCCAGUGAAGAUGGCUGAAAAUUUAAAUUAAGCUUAAAGUAAUCUCGUCAACAAGCCCUCCCUUUUCCAGCCAUUUUAAAAGAGGGUCUUGCAGCACUAUUUAAGGUUGAUCUUGACUUAAUUCUCAAUGCUUGAUUCCUUGGUGUCAGUCGUUGAUGGAUGACAGAACGCUUCCAAGUCAGGGGCUCUGGCAUGAAUUUAACGCUGGUGUAGCAUAUCUGAGAAGAGAAAGGCAUGAGCCAAAAGCGACCUUAAAAAGAGCCGAUGGAGCAAUUUGUUUAGUGUUAGCUUGUAACUGUGCAGUUGCCAGUUGUAAGUUAUCACAGCUACCUGAAAUGAAUAAUAUUGAACAUUUCCAGUGCAUGCCUAUAACAUUUCUUUCUUUUUUUCUUCAAGGAGAAAGUGGCAUUGAGUUUUUGCGCAGUCAACCUCAAUUUCGGGAACUCAGACGACUAGUUCAACAAAACCCCCAGACCUUACCACAACUUUUACAACAAAUUGGACAAGACAAUCCGGACCUACUGCAGGUACAACGUAUAGUAAUACUUCUAUUCAACUUGUGGUUUUGGUCCCUGGCAUUGCACAGUGAUGGGUAACACACACAGGUCUUGUGUGGGUCUUGAAAUUCUUAUUUUAGUAAGCCUUGGAUUUUUUAUUGUUAUAAUAAAGUGUUAUUGCAUAAAAAGAAUAAUAAGAGUAUUAUUAAUUUAUUGUUAUUAUUUGUACGUUCUGGAUGUUUUUGAAAACCUUGAGACGUCCUGGAAUUUUUUGAAAAUCUUGGCAAGUCUUAAAAUUUUCUAUUGUAUCCUAGUCAUGGAAGCUGGAAGGGUUGAAAGAUUGAGGCAAAUUAGCCAUGUUUUUACUUGUUUGUUUGUUGUUUUAGACCAACUUCAAUGUACAUAUUUUAAGUGAAUAAUAAUAUUAAACAAAUUCCAAGGGGAGGUUGUUUUCUUCAUGAAAGAAAAAUGAAUAUGAAGGAGAAAAUGUCCCGAGAAUUGGUUUGUUUUAAAGCAAAGCAAAGGUUGUUUUCUCUUCAUGAACAAUCAAUGAAUUCGAAAAGGGAAAAAUGUCUUGAUAAUAGUAGUUUGUAUAGCCUGCGAAAACAUCUGUUUCUCCUCGCUCUUCACCGCUGGGGACGUUUUGCACAGAGGAACGUCUACAACUCAGUGACAGAAAUUCCAUAUUGAUAAGGCAAAUCAAUGUUUAGAUAAUAAAUCCGGUAGUCAUGGGGUUCCAAAUGUAAAUCUGUCCAAUUUUACUUGUCUUGUGGUCGAUUUUGGAAAAGUGUUGUGUUCAUCUGCCAACUAGCUUCAGGAAAACUCAAAUGCUUCUUCUAGAGAAGACUAUAUUACACAAAUAUUGACUGUUUUAUUAGAGAUUCUUCUCGUUUACAUUUGACCUUUGUGGCCUUUUGUCUUUUGUCUGUCAUUCAUAAACAAUAACUAAAAACAAUGUAACUACUCCGUCGACCAAUCAGCACUUCUGACCGGGUUUCGGACAGAUUUUACAUCAUCAGUAUGGAAUUUCUGUCGCUGAGUCGCAGACAUUCCUCCACGCGAAACGUCCCCAGCGGCGAAGAUCAAGGAGAAAGGGAUGUUUUCGCAGGCUAUAGUUUGUAUUUUCAUGAACUAAACAAGAAACUUGUUGUGAAUAUUCCACAGCUUAUAAGUCAACACCAGGAGGAAUUUAUAGCCAUGUUAAAUAGUCCCAACGAACCUGGUGAUGCUGCUCCACGCGUAGGACCUCCAUCAGCACAGGCGUCUGGUCCGGUCCUUUCUGGUCUUUACCAAGAAUUACAGUGUCGUGUUCUUUUUCUUCGAUAGCUCUCCCAUCCUCUUACACAAUAAAAACAGUAUUGUCACGAGCUUUUUUCAUGACGGGUCAUCAGGAGGACAUGCAGUCAUUUUGCUGGGCAAGUAAGUGGUAACCUUUUAAUUCCCAGGACUGACCAACAACAGUUUUUUCUUAAUAUUAUCAGUAUGUAAUGAAGUAGAAAGGUUAUGAGAAUUUAAUUUAUGAUCACUUAAGGAAAUAUGCUUUGAUCUUUUAACAAAUUCGCUCAACUAAUUUUUCAAGGAAUGUAUGCAGGCCAGUGUGGAGAAUUUUAUGCUGAUCUUCGGGCUUAAAGGGUAAAAGCUUACUUGCAGAGUGGGAAGGGGUCCAAGCAAGUCAUUUUCUAACUAAAUUAUCAACUAAGAUGAGCAAGAAGUGAGAGCAAAAUGUGAGAGCUGCUUGCCCAAAAAACAAACUGGAAUUCAUUUUUUUUAGCCCUGCAUGCUGUGUUUUAUGAGGUAAUACAGUAUAACCCCACGACUAAGAACCUGGAUUUGUCCAAGUUGUGCACGGACUGUUUAGGCAGCCAGUUCUGGCUAAUGUUAGCGCCACAAACUAUUGUUGUAAUCUCAAAAAUCAAGAGAACUUUCCUGUCUAUCCUCCAGGGCCCAGUUGUUCGAAGGCGGAUUAGCACUAACCCAAGGUUAAAUUUCAACCUGGGUUUAUUUUUCUUUUGUUCAAAAGCAUUUUCCCGGAUAAUUUUCUCGAUUCUUUUUAGAGCAUCCAAUCAUCAAAUUGUAGGCAAAAAGAAUAAAACUGAUUUUCUUUUUAAGCUUUCAUAUCUGAGUUCAAAUUUUGUACUAACCCUGAGUUAUCUUAACCCUGCUUUGAACAACACAGCCCAGGAACAUUAUUUUUAACAUUGCAUAGUUGUUGCAGUUUCUUCACAGUUCAUCAGUGGAUAAUUGUGGUUCUUCCCACAUUUGUUGAGGUUUUCAUAGAUCAACCAUCAAUUUUAUUGAACCUUGUUCCCAGGCUCCCUCUCUCACUCCAGUGGACGAGUAGGAAAGGAGCCUGGGAACAAGGUUACCAUUAAUCUCACAUGUAAGUUGUUAAAGGUGCAGUCACAGUGGGAUUUCAGCAGACCAGGCCAGGAAAGACCAGAAAUGGUUCUUAAUGUCACAGCACAAGAAAAAGAAGCUAUCGAGAGGGUAGGAGAAUGUGUUAUUUUUGUCAUAACAGUGCUCGAAAAAAGUACUGCCCAGUAGUCCGGGACAUGCAGUCAUUUUGCUGGGCAAGUAACUUGUAACCUUUUAAUUCCCAGGACUGACCAACAACAGUUUUCUCUUAAUAUUAUCAGUAUAUAAUGAAGUAGAAAGGUUAUGAGAAUUUAAUUAAUGAUCACUUAAGGGAAUAUGCUUUGAUCUUUUAACAAAUUCCCUCAACUAAUUUUUCAAGGAAUGUAUGCAGGCCAGUGUGGAGAAUUUUUAUGUUGAUCGUCGGGCUUAAAGGGUAAAAGCUUACUUGCAGAGUGGGAAGGGGUCCAAGCAAGUCAUUUUCUAACUAAAUUAUCAACUAAGAUGAGCAAGAAGUGAGAGCAAAAUGUGAGAGCUGCUUACCCAAAAGACAAACUGGAAUUCAUUUUUUUUAGCCCUGCAUGCUGUGUUUUAUGAGGUAAUACAGUAUAACCCCCAACUAAGAACCUGGAUUUGUCCAAGUUAUGCACAGACUGUUUAGGCAGCCAGUUCUGGCUAAUGUUAGCGCCACAAACUAUUGUUGUAAUCUCAAAAAUCAAGAGAACUUUCCUGUCUAUCCUCCAGGGCCCAGUUGUUCGAAGGCGGAUUAGCGCUGACCCAAGGUUAAAUUUUAACCUGGGUUUAUUUUUCUUUUGUUCAAAAGCAUUUUCCGGAUAAUUUUCUCGAUUCUUUUUAGAGCAUCCAAUCAUCAAAUUGUAGGCAAAAAGAAUAAAACUGAUUUUCUUUUUAAGCUUUCAUAUCUGAGUUCAAAUUUUGCACUAACCCUGAGUUAUCUUAACCCUGCUUUGAACAACCCAGCCCAGGAACAUUAUUUUUAACAUUGCAUAGUUGUUGCAGUUUCUUCACAGUUCAUCAGUGGAUAAUAAUAUUGUGGUUCUUCCCACAUUUGUUGAGGUUUUCAUAGAUCAACCAUCAAUAUUAUUGAACCUUGUUCCCAGGCUCCCUCUCUCACUCCAGUGGACGAGUAGGAAAGGAGCCUGGGAACAAGGUUACCAUUAAUCUCACAUGUAAGUUGUUAAAGGUGCAGUCACAGUGGGAUUUCGCUAGGAACUAGUGCCUGUAAAUUAAAAUUGAUGGUUUGAAAAAUGGCUUUCUGGGUUGAUGGUUAAAAAUUUUGAAUACAGAAAUUGUUAUGAUUUUUAUCUUGGUUAAUCUUUUUCGGCAGAAGGCAUUUUGUUAGGAACUGUUAAUUUCACCUCCUUUUAAUGCUUUCAUAUUUUUAUCCACAGCUAAAAGCCCUUGGAUUUGCGGAAGCUUUAGUCGUCCAAGCCUACUUUGCAUGUGAUAAGAAUGAACAACUGGCUGCGAACUUUCUACUCAAUACAGGAGAUGAUGACUAAAAUAAUCUUUACCGUAAAGUCUUUUUGUUCAUUUGGCCAUAUACUUCAUUUUAAUUAAAAGGUUCACUGUUAACUGGAAUGACUAGAAAGGAGCUCUUCUGUCUCCUUAGUUGAUUUUGUAUUUUGCUGGCUCAGUAGAGAGUGUAAUAGUUAUAAUAAAUUUGCUUUAUUUAUGAUAAUUGAAAUAAUUAUCAUAUAAUGAUAGCAAUUUUAGUUUUCUGAUAAUGAUUGUGGUAUGGCUAUGAAAACAUCACUGUCUUAAACUGCUCUCAACUUUUAUGUUGUCAAUAAUUGAGAGAAACUGCUCUAGCAUAACGGAUUUUCCAGUCUUGUUCAUAAGAGUAGUAUUAUAUAGAGUAUCAGUACGAGUAAAA